Molecule: messenger RNA, 2067 nt
Organism: Fusarium sp. VM40
Lineage: Eukaryota; Fungi; Ascomycota; Sordariomycetes; Hypocreales; Nectriaceae
Source: the annotation of a GenBank genome assembly
AUGCAGAAUUACCGCGGUGAUCCCUACGAGAGUGAACCUCUUGACUCUCAACACCAUUACGACUCCUCUCCACGACCACCAGUCCCUCCACCCCAUGGUUAUUCUUCAGCGGCUGGACAAUACGACUCUCCUGUGAGAUCAAAUCAUCCAGGCGCACAUCCCGAUUCUGCCUAUAGCCGUGUUCAAGGCGGUUACGACGACUACUCUCCCCAAGGCCGUUCAAUUUCACCUUCACCUUACGCGGGAUCUGCUAGCUACGAUAGCCCUCGACGACCAUCACCCCAACAAGGCGAACGCGCCUACCACGGCAAUCAAGCCUACAAUAACUACGGCGGUAGCGGAGGUGGAUACCCUGGGUAUGAUCACCCAAACUCACAUACUACACCAGGCGCAGACAACUUUGGAAUGUCAGCUUCAGGUGGUAUGGCGGGAAUUGCUCAUAACGUUGCUGACCGUAAUCCUCGCAAUAGUGGUAUAGGCGCAAUGGAACACUCUGCAUUGCCUCCUCCUCCCUCGCGGACCCAGCAGAACGCUCAUGGAGGAAAUGGAGGUUACGGCUACUACGACCCGCCCCGCGGGCCAGCAGGCUCGAGAUCAAACUCUCAUUUCAACGGAAGCGAUCCCUAUAUCGACAAUCCGUAUCCCGGAUACCACAAUUCACGAAAUGGUAGUGCCAAUCUUGGUGUAGUGAAUCCUAACGAGAUCAUCGAUGAUGGAGAUGAUGGAUUGGAAUACGGAAAGAGUCAACGGAACUCAAUACUUAGCCUUUCCAACUCAGACCGUGCGAAGAAAGGUGCCGCAACCGCUGCGGUAGUUGGAGGCGGUGCAGCUGCUGGCGGCCUCAUGGGUAGAAGCGGGAGCUACGAUCUGAAUACGGGGCGAGAGAAGCCUUAUGGGUAUGCACAGGAUAAGGAACACGGCAGGAGUAAGAGGUGCAAAUGGCUCAUCAUCAUCGUCGUGUUCCUUGUCAUUGUUGGUGCCAUUGUGGGCGGCGUUGUCGGUAGUAUGAUGAACAACGGGAAGAAAGAAGAAUCAGGAAGCAGUAGCUCAGGAGAGUCGGCUAAGGACGACCAGAAGAAGAACGGCGAUCUCAGCAAGAACAGCGCAGAGAUCAAGAAGCUUCUCAACAACCCGGACCUGCACAGAGUUUUCCCUGGCAUGGACUACACUCCGCUCAACUCGCAGUACCCCGAUUGCAUGCACAACCCACCCUCCCAAAACAACAUCACUCGCGAUGUUGCCGUCUUGGGUCAGCUGACCAACAAGAUUCGACUGUACGGAACCGACUGCAACCAGACACAGAUGCUAAUUCACGCUCUCGACCGUCUGGAACUGACCGAUACAAAGGUUUGGCUGGGUGUUUGGCUGGACAAGAACGAGACGACCAACGAUCGGCAAAUGGAUCAAAUGUGGGAUAUUCUUGACGAAUAUGGUGAUAAGCCAUUCGAAGGAAUCAUUAUCGCCAACGAGAUUCUGUUCCGCGAGGAGAUGAACAUUACUACGUUGGCUGAGAUUCUGGACGACACCCGCACCAAGCUCGACAAGAAGGGUCUCAAACUACCUGUUGCCACUUCGGAUCUGGGUGAUGACUGGACGUCUGAGCUUGCUUCAGACAGUGACUAUAUCAUGGCCAACAUUCAUCCCUUCUUUGCCGGAGUCGAGGCUUCAGAAGCAGCCUCAUGGACCUACAGCUUUUGGAAGAACAAGAAUGGCGACAUGUGGAAGACAGACAAGCAGAAGAACAUCAUCUCGGAGACUGGCUGGCCUACUGGAGGUGGAACCAGCUGCGGCUCGGCAACGUCUUGUACUACAGGUUCAGUCGGUGGCAUUGAUGAACUGAACACCUUCAUGGAAGAUUGGGUAUGCCAAGCCCUCAAGAACGGUACCAACUAUUUCUGGUUCGAGGCAUUUGACGAGCCGUGGAAGUCGAGGUACAACACCAAGGGCAAGAAUUGGGAGGACAAAUGGGGCCUGUUGACAUCGUCACGCGAUCUCAAGAAGGGAGUCAAAAUCCCCGACUGCGAUGGCAAGACCCUCAAGGACUACAGCGACUUUUCUUCCUCUUAG